AAUCUCAAACCCUAAGCCAAGUCGUAAACGUACUCGUAAUUUAUCUUUAUUUCCAGUCCAGCCAAAACAGACGUCGACCCACAAAAUCGCAAAAUCACAAAAAGUAACAACAAAAUCCGUUGUACGCGUACAAUUGUGUGGCGUGUGGCUAGUACUUUCAGAGCUCCAUCAGAGGCCCCAAGUUGUCGCAGUCACUUGUCUGCCGCCUGUCGACGGGGCCGCACUUCGAGUCGCCUCAAUGUUCGGGGGUCUCAAUCGCGUGUAGUGAAAUUAUAUUACAAAUUAUACAUAUAAUUCUUUUUCUUUUGUUAAUGAUAUGCAAUUUGCCAAACGAUUGGCCAGUGAAAAUGCCAAUAGAUUGUGUUUUUAAUUUAUCGCGUGCCGCUGCCGUGUACUACACUGGUGAACAAAUUUCGGGUUGUCUCUCAAUAAAAGUGGACCUCAAGAAGCCUGUUCCCGUGGAGGGCAUAAGCAUCAUCCUAAGUGGCAUCAGCUAUGUACACUGGAAGGAGUCCCUCGGGGGACCACCACAAAUUGAACACAACGACAGCUCCAGGAGCUGCCUGGAGGAGCCAACCAAAGUGGAUUACACAGGCAGCAAAGUUCACAUAAAUCAAGUUAAGAAGUUGACCGCUGGACAACGCCUACUUCCGGGCAUUACCCAACUGUGGAACUUUGACUUUGAACUUCCCGAAAGUCUGCCAGCCACUUGUCGAGUUGGUCAUGGCUCUGUCGAGUAUACCCUUAAAGUGAUUAUUGAACGAAGGAGCAAACACUUCAAGUGCUUCACGCAGCGUUUGGUCAUCAGAAGAAGCCUCGCACUUACAGAUCUCAAGCCGCAAAUGAAGGAGGAAUCAUGCCUGAGACUUUGGCUUCCAAGAAGUGUCUUUGUGCCAGGUCAAAGUGUUGUCUAUAAAGUGGCAUCGAAGAAUGGCUCUGCUGCCAUCACACGGCUAUGUCAGUGUAUCUAUUAUGAGGGUCAAAAUCCUGAAAGAAAGAUUAAAAAAGUCAUACGUAUCCUAUCAGAGUGCUCCGAAUUCCAAGCUGAACUUCGUUUGCCUUUGACCUCCCCGAUUAUGACUGAUGAAAGGCAGACACAACCCAUAGAAAUCAGUUAUUAUAUCGAGACUCUAAGCCACAUGAAACCUCCUCUAAGGCUGCCAAUUUGUGUGGGAACUUCAGCACCACCUGCUAUUUCUAUCGUUGAAUCUUCCCGUCUUUGUUUUGUGAAUUUAGCCCUUAGUCAAAGCGAAUUGUUUGAGCCAAUUAAUCAGCUACUGGCCCACAGCUACUAUUCCCAUGAAAGUGGUGCCCUGGCCCAAAAUAAACACUCCGAUCGGAUUAAAUUACUGACAUGCCAGAAGAAACAGUCGUAUGUGCAAUUUUUAAUGCGGUAUUUCUAUAGAAGAUUGCUACCAUAGCACGUGCCUGACUGGGGAAUAUCAUUAGAAAAUUAUGCCAUGGAAUUCCCAUGUUUAUAAUGAUAUACGUUUGGAAAUUACUGGAAUUUAAGCGCAACUUAAAUGAGCGAAUAAACUAUACAAUGGGAAUCGAGGGAGGGAGUGUCCCCAUUAACCUUAGAAUCUCAUUCUCUCAUUGUUACUCUAUUAACAGUAUAUAAAAGUAGCCGAAAUGUCAUACUCUCCUUCGAUACAGGCACGUUAUCUCAUCUUCCAUCCUUUGUCUGUAUUUGCCAACCCUUAAUCCAAUCUACUCUCCACUUCAUUAUCGCAAUUAUGCAUGCAAAAUUAAUGGAGCAAAAGCAAACCACCCAAAAAGAUGUCGAGGUCUUAAUUGUGCCACAUAAUGUGGCAACAAAGUGGUCGAACGGGUUGGAGGCCAACACCCAAUACAAAACAUCCAAUAAUGUACUUUGUCGUGACGCACUUUGAUUGCUUUUGUGUUUGGUCAAGAAUUGAUGUAUGGUAAUACUCUUACUCGUAUGUAGGCAGAUAUUGUUGGCUCCUGACCUCGCCAGCAUCCGCCCCGUUGCGUUUUUGGCCAUGUUUUUGUUUUGUGGCUCAACAAAGGAAACCGAAAGGAGAGAAAGAAAGACAGAAACAGAAACAGAGAGAGAGAGAGAGAAAGAGAGAGCCGGAUAGUCAGUGGCGGCGGCUUCAUUUCCGAGCGAUUCGCGUUGAAAUAUUAGACCAGAAGCAGACAGUAGACACAGGCUGCACAGACGCAAGGCGCCAACUUAUUGAUUCGUUGUCCCGCCGCCAGUCCGCCAAUCCUGCCCCAAACCACCGAAAAAGGGAAAGCCUGAAAGACGGUGGCGGCAGUGGCGGCACUGUUGGCAGUGGCGGAUGCUGUAUGCCACACAACACAAAGAGGUCCGUGCCGCAGAGAGAGCUCAGUGCGCGUCUGGCUGUGUGGAAGUUGGGCUGUGUUGGCUCUCUGCGGUUUUUUCUUUUGUUGAUAUCCUUUCGAAUGCAGUAAAAGUGAAAAAUUUGAAGCGAAGCCAUGC
Messenger RNA from Drosophila miranda, 2467 nucleotides. RefSeq lists its product as uncharacterized. Lineage: Eukaryota; Metazoa; Arthropoda; Insecta; Diptera; Drosophilidae. The record is from RefSeq and is a predicted model, not a curated record. Gene Ontology annotation, biological process: protein transport. Bases 312 to 1421 code for a protein of 369 amino acids. The transcript has 3 exons. Gene Ontology annotation, cellular component: cytoplasm.